AUGAGGGAAGGAAGGAAGGAAGCCAAGGCCUAUGAGGGAAACCCCCCCAACCAUCUCUCCUGCUCGCCCCCUCAUGAUGUCCCCCCCUCAGGGAAGGACUAUGAGAACGCGGUGAAGUUCUACAGCAGCGCCAUCGAGCUGAACCCCGGCAACGCCAUCUACUACGGCAACCGCAGCCUGGCCUACCUGCGCACCGAGUGCUACGGCUACGCCCUGGCCGACGCCACGCGCGCCGUGCAGCUCGACGCCAAGUACGUCAAGGGCUACUACCGGCGCGCCGCCAGCAACAUGGCCCUGGGCAAGUUCAAGGCCGCCCUGCGCGACUACGAGAUGGUGGUGAAGGUGAGGCCCAACGACAAGGACGCCAAGCUCAAGUACCAGGAGUGCCACCGCAUCGUCAAGCAGAAGGCCUUCGAGAGGGCCAUCGCCAGCGACGAGACCAAGCGCUCCGUGGUCGACUCCCUGGACAUCGAGAGCAUGACCAUCGAGGACGAGUACAGCGGCCCCAAGCUGGAGGACGGGAAGGUCACCCUGGCCUUCAUGAAGGAGCUCAUGCAGUGGUACAAGGACCAGAAGAAACUCCACAGGAAAUGUGCCUACCAGAUCCUGGUGCAGGUGAAGGAGGUGCUGGCCAAGCUCCCCACCUUGGUGGAGACGACGUUGAAGGAGACGGAGAAGGUGACGGUUUGUGGUGACACCCACGGGCAGUUCUACGACCUGCUCAACAUCUUCGAGCUCAACGGGCUGCCCUCCGAGACCAACCCUUAUAUCUUCAACGGGGACUUUGUGGACCGCGGGUCCUUCUCAGUCGAGGUCAUCCUGACGCUCUUCGGCUUCAAGCUGCUCUACCCCGACCACUUCCACCUGCUCAGGGGUAAGAUGGGGACACAGGGGACAAGGGCGCUGGCCCCUGUCCCCAACUGGGAGG
This is a messenger RNA of Neopelma chrysocephalum (saffron-crested tyrant-manakin), 928 nucleotides long. Its product is annotated as serine/threonine-protein phosphatase 5-like. The record is from RefSeq and is a predicted model, not a curated record. Gene Ontology annotation, molecular function: protein serine/threonine phosphatase activity; protein binding. The transcript is spliced from 6 exons. The annotation marks the transcript as partial. NCBI's taxonomy places the organism in Eukaryota, Metazoa, Chordata, Aves, Passeriformes, Pipridae. Gene Ontology annotation, cellular component: nucleus; cytosol.